Molecule: messenger RNA, 1945 nt
Organism: Sciurus carolinensis (gray squirrel)
Lineage: Eukaryota; Metazoa; Chordata; Mammalia; Rodentia; Sciuridae
Product: zinc finger and BTB domain-containing protein 44-like
Molecular function (GO): protein binding
Source: RefSeq, a predicted model, not a curated record
CACUGGAAUUACAGGACAUUUGUGAUUCAUUUGCAUCCCUGAAGAGCAUCUGUAGAAGAGGAAGGAGAAGAUGUGUGUGAAAACAUUUACUCAUAGCUCCUCUUCCCACAGCCAGGAAAUGCUUGGAAAACUAAAUAUGCUGCGAAAUGAUGGACAUUUUUGUGAUAUCACUAUUCGUGUCCAGGACAAAAUCUUUCGGGUACAUAAGGUGGUACUAGCAGCUUGCAGUGAUUUCUUUCGCACCAAACUUGUAGGCCAAGCAGAGGAUGAGAACAAGAAUGUGUUGGAUCUGCAUCAUGUUACAGUGACUGGCAUUAUACCCCUUUUAGAAUAUGCUUACACAGCUACUCUUUCAAUUAACACAGUAAAUAUUAUUGAUGUUCUAGCUGCAGCCAGCUAUAUGCAAAUGUUUAGUGUUGCUAGCACCUGCUCAGAGUUCAUGAAGUCAAGUAUUUUGUGGAAUACACCCAAUAGCCAACCAGAAAAGAGUCUAGAUGCUGGACAAGAAAGUUAUUCUAACUGCAAUUUUACUUCUCGAGAUGGAAGCAUUUCCCCCGUGUCUUCAGAGUGCAGUGUGGUGGAAAGAACCAUUCCUGUCUGCAGAGAGUCCCGGAGAAAACGCAAAAACUACAUUGUUAUGUCUCCUGAGAGUCCUGUAAAGUGUAGCACACAAACAAGUUCACCCCAGGUAUUAAACUCUUCAGCUUCCUACACAGAAAACAGGAAUCAACCAGUUGACUCUUCAUUAGCUUUUCCCUGGACUUUUCCUUUUGGAAUUGAUCGAAGGAUUCAACCUGAAAAGGCUAAGUAAGCAGAAAAUACCCGGACUUUAGAGUUACCUGGCCCAUCUGAGGCAGGUAGAAGAAUGGCUGAUUAUGUGACUUGUGAAAGCACAAAAACUACCCUUCCUCUGGGUACCGAAGAAGAUGUCCGGGUCAAAGUAGAAAGGUUAAGUGAUGAGGAGGUCCAUGAAGAAGUGUCCCAGCCUGUCAGUGCAUCUCAGAGUUCACUGAGUGAUCAGCAGACAGUGCCAGGAAGUGAACAAGUCCAAGAGGACCUUCUGAUUAGUCCACAGUCUUCCUCUAUAGGCUCAGUAGACGAAGGCGUUACCGAGGGGUUGCCUACACUUCAAAGCACUUCUAGCACUAAUACUCAUGCGGAUGAUGAUGAUCGAUUGGAAAGUGUUCAGUAUCCCUACCAACUCUACUUUGCUCCUUCUACCAGCAGCACAGAACGACCAAGUCCAAAUGGUCCCGACAGACCUUUUCAGUGUCCAACCUGUGGGGUGAGAUUCACCCGUAUUCAGAACUUAAAACAGCACAUGCUCAUCCACUCAGGAAUUAAACCACUUCAGUGUGACCGCUGUGGGAAAAAGUUCACCAGGGCUUACUCGCUAAAGAUGCAUCGCCUAAAGCAUGAAGUGAUUUCCUAGUACAGGACUACUUAAACCAGGAACAAGAAGAGACCCUUGUUCAGUAUGAUCUUGGAGAACACGGUUUUGAAAGCAACUCCUCUGUUCGAAUGCCUGUAAUUUCACAGGUCUCCUCAACCCAGAAUUGUGAAAGCACUUUUCCCUUGGGGUCUCUUGGUAGGCUGGCAGAGAAGGAGGAAGAAGUGCCAGAGCAGCCAAAGACCAGUGCUUGUACUGAGGCUACCAGAGAUGACCCCCCAAAAGCAGAGCUGUCUUCUAUAACUAUUGAGUAAUUUUGUGAUUUGGCUUCAUUUUUGGUUUUUGGAAAGUGCCUGUGCUUGGUCUUGUGCAUUUAAAGUUAAUUUAAUUUUUAAACAAGAAAGGGUUUGGGAAAGAACUUCCCUUUUCACUUUGUAAGCCCUGUGACUAACGUUUUAUUUUUCAUAACAGAGAUUGCUUCUGUAAGUACACAGCAACAUGAUGUUGAAACAGAAUAGGAACUGUGAGACUUAAGGAGAACCUGUUGACUUAAAA